Lottia gigantea (owl limpet) is the source of this 288-nucleotide messenger RNA. RefSeq lists its product as hypothetical. Gene Ontology annotation, biological process: double-strand break repair; mitotic intra-S DNA damage checkpoint signaling; replication fork processing. The annotation marks the transcript as partial. NCBI's taxonomy places the organism in Eukaryota, Metazoa, Mollusca, Gastropoda, Lottiidae. Gene Ontology annotation, cellular component: nucleus; Holliday junction resolvase complex. The transcript is spliced from 3 exons. The record is from RefSeq and is a predicted model, not a curated record.
GGGGUGAAGGUCGAUAAAAAUGGUCAGGGUUUACUGAAAGUAUUUAAACAUCAGCUGAUGCAGUUUAAAAACCUAGGACCAGAUAUGGCAGAUGCUAUUUUGGGUGUUUACCCGUCACCUAGUUUAUUAUUACAGGGGUAUAAUCAGUGUAACGGUGAAAAAGAGAAAGAGAAAUUAUUAGAAAAUAUCAUGGUCAGACGUGGUGGUGGUGUCCUAGCAACUAACAGACGUGUUGGCAAGGAGAUGUCUAGAAGAAUAUAUCUAUUUUUAACAACACGAGAUCCAAAC